GUGAAAGAAAUGGAGGCUCUUCCUCCAGCGAGAGCCUUGCCCGGCUUCUCUGGAUUCAUGCCGCGGCGCUGCGCCAGGUCGAUUGCCGUGAGGUCCAGCUUUGUCGAUGGUCUCCAGACGCUCGGAUCGCUCAGUAUGAGAAAGCCUUACGAAGUGAAGCUCAAAGUCCGGGACUAUGAGCUAGAUCAGUAUGGAGUCGUCAAUAACGCGAUCUAUGCGAGCUACUGCCAGCAUGUACGGCACGAGCUCUUCGAGGAGAUGGGAAUCAACGCAGACUCCAUCGCUAGAACUGGCGAGGCGCUUGCGCUGUCGGACCUCUCGAUGAAAUUCCUCUCUCCUUUACGAAGCGGUGAGGACUUUGUGGUCACUGCCAGGAUCAGCAGCUCGUCGGCCGCUAGGAUCUUCUUCGAGCAAACCAUCUACAAGCUUCCAAACCAAGAGGCAGUUUUGGAGGCCAAGGCUACCGCCGUUUGCCUGGAUAGGAACUACAAGCCUGUGAGAGUCCCGGCAAACUUUAAAUCGAAGCUCAACCUCUUUCUUCGAUCUCAAGAAGAGGCCGAUGAACAGGAUUGAAAGAUCGCAUAGCACAAUAAGACCAGAGAUUUCUCGAGUAAGAAAAACGAUGCAUUUACCUGUCCUGUUGUAACAACAUUGAUAGUUACAUAUACAAUCAAGCAUCCUCUUGCAA
Molecule: messenger RNA, 688 nt
Organism: Selaginella moellendorffii
Lineage: Eukaryota; Viridiplantae; Streptophyta; Lycopodiopsida; Selaginellales; Selaginellaceae
Product: acyl-acyl carrier protein thioesterase ATL3, chloroplastic
Exons: 5
Coding region: 10-573 (187 amino acids)
Cellular component (GO): chloroplast
Molecular function (GO): fatty acyl-[ACP] hydrolase activity
Source: RefSeq, a predicted model, not a curated record